AUGGCUCGAUCUCGAUCGGCGUUCCGCACCGCGAGCAAUGCGACCUCUGAAUCAUCUUCGUCGAGUUCACCGGAGCGCGCAGUCUACGAUGAUACCGACUUCUCCAUGGCACAGGGCAACGACUCCGACUCGUCUAUCGGUGCUUCGACAUUUCGUGAGAUGACGGUAGAUACACGAGAGCAAGAGAUUUGUGGGCCGCCGAUCAGCAGACUUCCUCCCGAAAUAUUCAUCGCCAUAUUUGCGAAGCUAGUGUCCCAGAACGAUCUCAGAAACUGCAUGCUUGUGUCAAAAUCUUGGGCAAGGAACAGUGUGGAGCUCCUGUGGCAUCGGCCUCUUUGCAAUGAUUGGGGUCGUCUGGAAAAUGUGAUUCGCACCGUACAAAUGCCAAACGCAUCUUUUGCGUACCACGAGCUUGUCAAGCGGCUGAACCUCUCGGAGCGAAGCUUGACGGACAAGAUUAGCGACGGCACCGUGCGGCCGCUUCAUGUUUGCAGGCGGGUGGAACGACUGACGUUGACCAACUGCAUCCGCCUGACUGACCUCGGUGUUACCUCUCUGGUCGACGGCAAUCGGUCGCUCUUGGCGUUGGACGUCUCGGGCGUGGAUUCGAUUACUGAUAUUUCAUUGCUUACCGUGGCGUACAACAGUACACGGUUGCAAGGCCUCAACAUUACAGGGUGCCGCAAGGUCACAGACGAUUCCUUAAUCACAGUCUCGCAAAGUUGCCGACAUAUUAAGAGGUUAAAACUAAACAAAUGCGCGCAACUGACGGACAAGUCCAUUAUUGCAUUUGCCGAUAACUGCCCGCAACUUCUCGAGAUUGAUCUGCAGGAAUGCAAGCUCAUCUCGGGCGAGUCUGUCUCUGCUCUAAUUAGCAGAAGUCAUCAGCUUCGUGAGCUGCGGCUGGCCCAAUGCUCACGUAUAACGGAUGAUGCGUUUCUCCGCCUGCCUUAUGAUCGGACGUACGACAGCCUCCGGAUACUAGACCUGACGAGCUGCGAUCAGCUACGAGACGAGGCGGUGCAGAAAAUUGUCACCGCUGCGCCUCGACUUCGCAACCUGACCCUCGCCAAGUGCCGACAGAUUACAGACCGAGCCCUUUUGUCAAUAGCAAAACUUGGCAAGAAUCUGCAUUUGAUCCACCUUGGCCACUGCCAGAACAUUACCGAUGGCGCCGUAGUCCACUUAGUGAAGAUGUGCAACCGUAUCCGUUACAUUGAUUUGGCAUGCUGCCAUCGUCUCACCGACGUGUCGGUCCAGCAGCUAGCAACGCUGCCAAAGCUCCGACGGAUAGGCUUAGUGAAAUGUCAAAAUGUCACUGACCGGAGUAUCCUUGCACUUGCCAAAGCAAAGCCUGGGCCGCAUGGAUCCGUCCUUGGCGCUAGCUGCCUUGAAAGAGUCCAUCUCAGCUACUGUAUCCAUUUGACUCUUCAGGGCAUCCACGCACUUCUAAAUCAUUGUCCCCGAUUAACCCACCUUAGCUUGACUGGCGUUCAAGCUUUCAUCGCACGUGAUGAUCUCACCGUCUUUUGCCGUGCUGCUCCAUCAGAAUUCACCGACCAUCAACGAGACGUCUUCUGCGUCUUCUCCGGCGAAGGCGUCAAGGAUCUCCGCAACUACCUCAACCAAGCCGCUCUCCAAUACGAAGCCGAGGGAACGCGCUUCAAUGACGACGCAGACGAGUCAGAAUCCGAAAUCGUCAUGGCCACGACCCCGCAUGUCGCUGCCUCGCAACACGUCACGAACUUGCUCAAUGCCACUGGACUGGGCGAGCCAGAAGACGCCGACGAAGAUCUCGGCGAGGGCAGCGAAAACGGCCACGAAGAACAGGGAUAG
Molecule: messenger RNA, 1836 nt
Organism: Xylona heveae TC161
Lineage: Eukaryota; Fungi; Ascomycota; Xylonomycetes; Xylonales; Xylonaceae
Product: RNI-like protein
Exons: 4
Coding region: 1-1836 (611 amino acids)
Molecular function (GO): protein binding
Source: RefSeq, a predicted model, not a curated record